CUUAUACACAAAAUUCAAGUAGGUAAUAGGUUUAAAUUGUUCCCCCUAUAAAAAAUUUGCACACAUCCCACUUUACAAGUUUAGAAGAAAAAGGAAGCAAUAACAACUAAGCAGGCUAGAAAAUAUACAACAGAUUUGGUCUCAAAAAACCAAGAUAAAAGAGUUCCCUUCUCACAAUAAAUAGGUGGGUGCUUGUUGUAGCUUCUUUUCGGAAAACUUUAUGUAUAACAAACUGGAGAUAUCAGAUUAAUUCAGUUUUAGAUUAUAACUCAAAAGCAGUAAAUUUAUCGAGUAGCCUCAUCAUAUACAAAUCUAUUUUACUUCACUAUAAUUUUUUAUUUUACUUGACCUAGUAACUUAACUGGUGGUCAGCGGUUUGAUUAGUGGCAUCAAUGUCAUUUACCAAACCAAAGCUUUUCUUCGUUGAAAAGAAAUCCCAACGGUCAUAUUUUUCACCUCAACGCAACGGAACAUUUCUUCAUCCCCAACGGUCAUAUUCAAGCCUCAUCGCUCUUCUCUGUUUCUAAUUCUCUCUUCCUCGAAUUCAAAGGUAAUAUUUCUCCAACGGUCACCUCAAGCCUAAACAAAACAUUGUUCUUCUUCCUAAUCCCCAACGGUCAUAUUCAAGCCUCAUCGCUCUUCUCUUCUCUCUCUCUCAUUCUCUCUUCCUCAAAUUCAAACGUAAAACAUCUCCAACGGUCAUAUCAUAUCCUCAAUUAAAACACUGUGCUUCUUCCAUCAUCAACGGUCAUAUUCAAGCCUCGUCGUUUGAAACGCUCUUCUCUAAUCUCUUCUCUGGAAGGCGAUCCAUUUCUUCCAAGCAAAAGAUUGGAAGUGGCAAUUGAGAUAAAAACUAUCAGCGCAGAUGUUCAGUUCUAGAGAUAAAGGAGGACUCUAAAAAUGGACUGCAUGCUCAGAAUUUGACUCAAAUAUUAAUCAAGAUGGGAAGCAAACAAUCUUCACACAUUUUAACCAUUCUUAUAUACUUCAGGGUUCCAAUGUUUGGGAGACUUUAACUUAUUUUGAUAAAUUUGUGCAUCUAAAUUUCAGGGCCUGUCAAGUGGAAAAGUUGGAGCAACAAGCAUAAAUCCCAAGAGCUCAAGGUCCCAUGUUAUGUGUGCUUUCAUCAUUGAGUCCUGGUGAAAGGACUAAUAGAGGUGUGUCUAUCCAAUCAUUCUACAUGAGGAAUUUUUAGCUGGAAAAUUGUUAACCAUUAGUGUUAUUAAUGAAGCAAUCAUACUGCUUCAAGCUAACCAUCAGUAUUAAUUUAUGAAUCAAUCAUCAGGACUGGACCUCAUCAAAUUCCCCUCUUUGCUCUUCACCAAAGUGGUGGUAAAUGGUGUAGCGUGUAAGGAUGCAAAGAUGGUUCAAGCCGAUGACUUCUUCUUCAGCGGACUUCACUUAUCAGGCAAUACAUCAAAUCCGACUGGGUCUAAAGUAAGUCCGGUAAACGUAGUCCAAAUUCCAGGUCUCAACACUCUUGGCAUCUCUCUAGCUCGUGUCGACUAUGCUCCAUGGGGUAUCAACCCCUCGCACACCCACCCUCGUGCCUCUGAAAUCGUGACAGUCGUCGAAGGCAGCCUGGAAGUUGGAUUUGUAACAUCUAACCCUGAAAACAAGCUCAUCACUAAGGUUUUAAACAAGGGAGAUGUGUUUGUGUUCCCUGUUAAUCUGAUUCAUUUCCAAAGAAAUGUAGGGCAGAGUAAAGCUGUGGCUAUUGCGGCUCUAAGCAGUCAAAAUCCGGGUGUUAUUACUGUUGGCAAUGCAGUGUUUGGAUCUAAUCCUGCAAUUCCUGGUGACAUUCUUGCUAAGGCUUUUCAGUUGGAUGCUAAAGUUGUUGAUUACCUUCAAAAUUUGUUCUAGUUUUAUUUGGCUAUAACUUCUUAGAGAUGUCUAAUUCUGUAGUUUCACUUUGUGUUUUUAU
Messenger RNA from Mercurialis annua (annual mercury), 1924 nucleotides. RefSeq names its product putative germin-like protein 2-1. Bases 1270 to 1863 code for a protein of 197 amino acids. The record is from RefSeq and is a predicted model, not a curated record. The transcript has 5 exons. Gene Ontology annotation, molecular function: manganese ion binding. Gene Ontology annotation, cellular component: cell wall. Lineage: Eukaryota; Viridiplantae; Streptophyta; Magnoliopsida; Malpighiales; Euphorbiaceae.